CUCACUCCUUCCCUGACUGGCCUCCUGUGCUGGUCCGCGUGUGUGUGUGCUCGUUGAGUGUCGUGUUUUCGCCCUUUACUCGCUGUACCUGAAUCCCUCGGACCACUUCAGCUGUUCAGGGAGUAGGGGGCGCAAGUGAGUGAACCACUGACGCCUGACGAGGUUGUGAGGACGGGAGGCAAAACCAAGCCGGACCACAAUGGAUCAGUUACAUCAGGGCAUCUCUUGCUACGCCAUUGGGACCCAGUGAAGCGAGAGACCAAGUUAAUCCUGGUGUUUUCUCAAAGCCCACUCCGCGCCUACCGUAUAAAUAGCCCCUGAAUAAGCCCCAAUGGAUAAUAGUGAGAGACAGAGAUACACCGGAGAGAUUGCCGCUGGAACAAAGAUGAGACCCACGCGAUGGUUGAGUUCCGGUAAACGUUGAUGACUUUAUAGAGCUGAAAUACGUAAAACAAACAGCAGAAAACUUGUAUGCUCAGAAUGAUACUUAAAAUGUGCAUCGCCUCAUUUUAUUUCCCCAAAGAAGGCACAGCAAAUAUUAAGACAACGAAUCAUGAGUGAGCGUUGUUUUAGUGAUCAGGAAAGUGACAAUGAAGAAAAGAAAUGGUGAAUGUGGACAAAUUAACAUACUUAUCAUUAUCAUAGUUCAAUCUUAAAUCCAUCACCAAAUUCUUACGUAUUCAUAAUCAAUUCAUCAAGUUCACAAUCUUAACUUCCAAGACUCAAAGUUUAAAAUGCUGAAGUCUCCCAUAUAACUAAAGAGAACGGGAUAAAGAGACGCCCUAUCAUUUCAAGACAUUACCUGUGUGAACUGUUUGGACCCCACUGUCCCGCCCGCCCUCGAGGAACAAGACAGUAACGGGAGCGAAGUUACGAACAGUCCCGAGAGCCAAGACAGUGCUGAGGGAUGGCUGCAGCGGUGGUGGCGGUGGUGAGCGUGUUGCUGGGGACGGCUGAGACAUUUACGGAGGCGGGCCUGAGGAAGACACACGCCACCAGGAGACUCUUCGCCCCGCCAGGAAGCCUCACAGCCUCGCUCUUCCUGCAGGAAAAUGCCAUGGCGGUGACGUUCGCCCCGGAGAGCCUGCCCGUGCCCUUGCCGCCCCGUAGAAGAUUCAGGAGGUCAGAGGCGUUGAUGCGAGCGGCCAAGACGAUAGAGGGCAUGGUAAAGGUAAUGGAGGACAAAGACGCCGCUGGGGUGCCCGAAGAUCCACUCAAGACUGAACUGAUGCUUCUGUCCCAAGAGAUUCACUCCACUCUGACGUCUGACGAGGACAAGGACAACACCAGCACUCUGACGAACUUCAUCAAUGACUCGUCCGGCCCUGUCCUUAACAACCCUAAGGAACCGGACGUAGUGGUGGAGAUAGACGAGGACACCACUGACGUCUCCGCGAACGCCACAGCCCAAGUGUUCCUGGAUAGAGUCAAAGAAAUCUUGGAGGGAAGCGGCAUUGAACUCGUCCUUCCUGUUGACUGUGGGCGGAACCCGUUACAACCGCGUGACCAGCUGGGGACGACCGAGCUCCCGUGGCUAGUGGCUCUGGGCUCAAGGGAGGACGGCCGCUUCUUCUACCGCUGCCCGGGCCUCAUCGUCACUAACUUCCACGUGCUCACUGACGCUGACUGCACCGCCUCGCCCAACAUAAAUGUGGUGCACGUGAGCCGGUCUGGGCAGUUACCUGACGAAGAGGCGACGGAGAACUUCGUGGUGGGGCGCAGGAUCCACCCGGACAUCACCACCCUGACGGACCUCUUCCUGGGCGUCAAUGUGGGCCUGCUGGAACUAGCUGAGCCUUUCCUCUUCCGCGAUGACAUCCAGCCCGUGUGUCUGCCGGGGAUACUGGAGGAGCCGGACCCUCUCACUGCCUUCAGGGGCGUCGUGGCAGGAUACACCGUCAUUCCAGAGCGACCCGCCACUUUACCAAGCAAGGCAGGGCGUGACGCGGAGGUGUACGUUAAGGAGGCGAGCGUGUAUGGCCCCGUGUGGUGUCGUAGUGGGGUGCUCAGUGCCGACGGGAACCCCAACAACACCGCGACCCUCCUGCAAGUGCUGAAUGAGAAACACGUCUGCGCUUCUGUAGAUUUUGUUGAGACGGGGAAGGCGGUACUGCUGGUGGAGGACGGCAGGACAGGGCGGGUGAGGGUGAUGGGCGUGGGGGCCUUCGCUAACACGGCGCACACCUACCCAGUCGUGUUUACCCUCGUGCAGCCUCACCGCUUCUGGGUGGAAGUCACACUUAAGCGGUUCCUGGACAACACAGCCUCGCGCGUCACCCUCGAGGAGCCAGAAGAGAACUUUGCGGUCUGAGCCAACAGCCAGGUAGGGGUGACUCUGGUGCCAGCUCAUGCCCCCCACAACCUGCAGAAGAGGACACCAAACCUCAUAAGACACAAGAAAAUAAGGGAAGCUGCAGGAAGCCAUCAGGCCUAUACAUGGCAGUCCUUAUCCCAUAAGACACAUCACACUCACAAGGAAGCAGGGAGGCAGGAAUCAGAAAGGGAUGGUAGUAUAGCUACUUUUCUUUCCUGUAGGUGUAGUGAAAUAAUGGUGGAAGAGACAGAUAGGGUAUACAGAAUGAAAAAAACAAGGAAAUAUGGAGACUGCAAAGGGCAAGUUAAUGUAAGAUAACAGAACAUAAGAAAAUAAGAAGACUGGAAAAAGCCAGCUCUAUCUGAGAGAGACAUAGAAUUUAUAGAACAGAAAAUAGAAGUAAAUAAGGAGAGUGUAAAAUGUCACUUAACCAACACAAUACACAUGUAAGCUGAAUAUAUCACCGCCAUUACUCAGACAAUACUGAAUAGUCCUUCAUAGCCAGAAUAACAAAAUACUAACACCAUCACACCCAAUCAAAUAUAAAACAGAGCAUAAAACAUAAUUCAAAUCCACACAAACUGUCCUAACCUAAACCUCAGAACUCAAAUGACUUCCACC
Scylla paramamosain (green mud crab) is the source of this 2935-nucleotide messenger RNA. RefSeq lists its product as uncharacterized. Lineage: Eukaryota; Metazoa; Arthropoda; Malacostraca; Decapoda; Portunidae. The record is from RefSeq and is a predicted model, not a curated record. The transcript has 15 exons. The coding region runs from base 908 to 2311 and encodes 467 amino acids. Gene Ontology annotation, molecular function: serine-type endopeptidase activity. Gene Ontology annotation, biological process: proteolysis.